Messenger RNA from Acytostelium subglobosum LB1, 3591 nucleotides. RefSeq lists its product as hypothetical. The record is from RefSeq and is a predicted model, not a curated record. The coding region runs from base 1 to 3591 and encodes 1196 amino acids. The transcript is spliced from 5 exons. NCBI's taxonomy places the organism in Eukaryota, Evosea, Eumycetozoa, Acytosteliales, Acytosteliaceae.
AUGGUCUAUCAAUUCCAACGAUCAAACUAUCAAUACCUGCUGCCCAUCCGCACACUGCGCCUGUUUGUUGCGGGCCUGGUGACAUUCCUUGUGAUCCCCCUGGUGUCACUCUGGAGCAUAUCAUUCAAUUGCCAAGGCGGCUACAUCAUCCACUUCCCCAAGCCUGUCACGUGCUACUCGGGCCUCAACCUGGUGACCAUCAGUUUGUCGAUCAUCUCGCUGCUGAUACUGGUGCCCUACUCGGCCAUCACAUGCUCGACCUAUUUCGAAAUGGAUCCGCAUGUCAAGAACACAUUCUCCAGGAUGAAUGCACGACUUAAUCAAUUGAGAACCGCGCUCAUGGCAGUGUGUCUGUGGGCCGCAGUAUGUCUAAUGAUCGUACUUCAGAUCAACAAUGCAAAGGACAUCCGAAUCAUGUAUAUUUUCUUUGGUGGUAUUAUCCCCGCCUUUUUAAUUGGUGCGGCGGCAAUUGAACUGCGUCGAAUGUACUUGGCUAAAAGAGUUCGGGAUUUCCAGAAGAAUGUGUUGGAGGAUGGAGGUGAUUGGAAACCAUUUUUAUUGUCGAUAGAUUAUGAGAUUGCUUCAAGAUAUAUUAUAGGCAAUCCAUUGCAUAAGUCUGAUGACGCCAGGAAGAAGAGAGAGCAGGGUAUCGAACUCAUGAGCUCACUCUACGCCUACGCCUACAAGCUCACGCCACGCUCACACUCGCUCCUCAAGUCCUACUGCUACUUCACCAAGAUCUUCAAGAAGGACCAGGUGCAAGCCAACGCCCUGCUCGAGAGCCUAAAGGCACUCAACCCUCGAUGGGACAUCAACUUCUUUGUCUAUCACCAGGAGCGUGCGCGCGAGCGCACCAAUGAGACCGCGGGCUUUGGCCCCAACCCCAAGAUGCAGCACUUCAUGGCCUACGUGCAGUACAAGCGCCUGGGGCUGCUGUCGCGCAAGUUCCAUCUCAAUACACUGAGGUGCAUCCACAAGUUUUGGUCGAUUGCCGCUUCAAAGAAUGCCAGCGAGUUUGCUCAGUUGUCCAGGCAGUCGGCGGCCAUCACGAGGAAUGAGUCCAGGGCCAACAGAUAUUACAAGCGAUUGUUGGAGAUGCAUCCCAACUCGAGUCGUAUCCUGCGUGACUAUGCCAUCUUUGUCGAAGACGUGCUCAAGGACAGCGACAAGGCCAAAGAGUUGCUGGACCGUGCAGCCAAGAUUGAUGAGGAGAACAGUGUGCUCAGCCAUCCCCCACUUCCAACCUCAAGUUCAGCGAAUGCCAAUGUGAUGCCUGGUGCAACACCCUCGACCCCAUCAUCGCCAUCGUCAUCCUCGUCCUCAAUGUCCAAUGAGAUUGAGUUGGAGCCACUGCCGGUGCCAUCACCAGCCUCUGGCGUGUUGAUUAGGAGUGGCGAUAACAAUGACCGCAUGAGGGUAAUGGCACAGGAGGAGGAGGAGACCACUUUGGAGAACUUGCCAGAGCACUCAAUUAUACCAAAGGUCACUGGCACCACCGACCCACUCGACCGAACACUCUCAAACAUGUCCUCGCAACAUAGUACAUCGAGCAACUCACUAAACUCCUCUCAGAGGAUGCACAGGUUUGGUGAGAUUGAGCCCACAUUGGACCAGCCACCUAUUCUGGAUGGCAAGGUGGCGGCAGUUGCCGUUCCUGUUGAGACCAAGGCCGACCAGGAGAUCAGGAAGCGCAAUCAACCAGUGCGCAGGCUCAACUAUGUGUUGAUAUUGGCAACAGGGCUGGGAGUGCUCCUGAUGAUGGCCAUAUUUACUCAUCUGUUUGUUAGGCUCCAGGAUCAAACAUAUGCAGUGACGAGACUCAGGAUCACAGGCUCGUACGUCACCACCGCCAGCAACAUUGCAUUCUACAUGCGCUCUGCACAGGUGGCCGCGCAGGCCUACGCCAAGAACCCGACCGUGGCAAACUACAACACCACACUCAAUCAAACAAUGACACUCUGGCGUCGAUCAGUCCAACUGAUGAACCUUCACAAUGCGAUAUACUAUGGCGAGCGAACCAUUGUCAACUAUGAUCGUGAUCACUACAAGCUGGUGACGGGACGACCCGUCACAACUGGUAUCGACACAGGUGCUCGCAUCUUCCUCGAGUCUGACUUCAACAAGACCAAGUACGAAGUGCUGCCCGGCUCAGAGAUGUACGAGUUCUACCACGCCAAGAACAUACAGACUUACACACUAGGCGUGGACGGCGCGCUGAUACCCAACGACUCAGUCUCACUCUAUGACGUGAUACCGCAGCGUGUUCAGUAUGGUAUCGACCUGUCACAAUACCCAGUCAACUCGUCGUAUUGGACGCCGGCACAGUCUGACUCUGACCCCAACUUCCAAUGGGUCACGGUCAACACCAAGAAUGUAGCGCGAUCAUUGGUAACAUUGUUCUUCAAAUGGAAGGACAACACAAUCCAGCUGGAACGAGUGUUGAUGCUUGUGAACAUUGGCAUAUCCAUUGGAGUCCUGUUGUUGAUACUGGUGUUCAACAUAUUCAUGGUGCGUCCAAUCGUCAACAAGAUUGUAAACACCAAGAUCGAGGUGUUGGGCGCAUUCCGAACAGUACCAAAAGACCUGGCCGAUCACAUGGCCAACCUACAUCUCAAGCGAAUGUAUCAACUCGAGGCUGAGAUGAAGCAACAUCAACCUAACAAGCAAGGACAUGACUCUGGCCUGGACACACCCACCCUGGACUCGGGCGACACCCCUGGCAAGCCUUCAAAGAUCCAGUUUGCUGACUCUACAUAUGAUGAGUCUGCGCCAACGUCGCCCAAGGACAUGGAAAAGGACAAUGACAAUACCCUGGCAAUCACACACGACAACAUGCUCAAGAAGAUGAAGACAAGGGUGUCGAGAAGCCUUCAUCGAAGAUAUAUUGUAGCCGAAGUGAUCGUUGGAUUCUUGAUCCUGGGAUUGUUGGUGUCUACUUCGGCACAGAUGAACAGAAUUCUGGUCAAGACCAAUCAAGUAUAUUAUGCCGAAGGUCAAGCAGCAUACAUCAGAAUGAUAUUGUAUUAUGGCCAAGAGAUCAUUUAUAAUCCAGUGAUGCGCGAGGAUAUGCAGACAGGCAUUGGCGAGUCGGUCGCGGGCAUGGAGGACGACUACCACCAGCUCAAGCAAUGGCGCAACAAUGACAAGAUGGAUGGACCCGACUUUUAUUACAACACAAGAGGCACAUGUCUUCGCAAGCUGGACCCGUGUCUGAAGGAGGGCGACAAGUACUAUGAUAUUAUCGAGCAGGGUUUGGACGUGAUCACACUCAACUACUUCAGCUCAGGUCGCAAUCUAUCGGCCAACAAGAAUGCAACCGAGUUGACGCCGGCCAACUACUAUUGGGGCUACAUCAAGAUGCAGUCUAAAGAGGACCUGUACGACGGCACCGACAACUAUGCCUAUGAGAUUGGCGAUCAACUGGUCAACUACGUUCAAAUAUGCUCACUGUCCACCAUCGUCCAAGCUGUACUAUUCUCAUUCUUUAUAGUCAUUAUUUACUUUAUCUUCUUCCUGCCCUUUGUACGACAACUUCAAUUCGAGUCCCAAAACACUGUUUCCAUGCUCAAUAUGCUUCCAAAAGAACAAUAG